AUGAGCCUGCACCUAAUCGACAGCCCUGGCUCGGAACAGCGGGACGAAGAGUCUGCAAAGGAAAUCAAGAGAAGGGUAUGGUGGCAUAUUACUGCUACAGACUGGAUGCUGGGUCUCAUGGGAGGGCCCACGGAUGGGACGUACAACGUUCAGCCGCGACAAAUGAAUGUUAAUGAGCCUCGGAACAUCAAUGAUGACGAGGCGAGCCUCUCGAAUAAGGCCAUUAGCAUGCCUUCAGAUACUGCGACGACGAUGAGCUGUUUCAUCCGGCGCAUCCAACUCGCUGGUAUUUCUCGUUCUGUCAUCGAUGCCAGAACACCAGGAGUUCCAGAUGCUGAAAUAACGGACUACGAACAUGUACUCGAGUUAGAUCGUCUGUUUGCAGAUGCUAUUGCCGACUUCCCCCCAUUCCUCCGUCCCGAUGGGCCCAUUCCAGAGACCGCGCCGCCCUAUCUAUCGCUGCAGAGAGAUGUUGUUCUCCUCGGUUUCCUCUCGCGACGCGCUCGAUUACACCGACCAUUCUUGCUCCAUGACAAACAAGAUGCCCAAUACCAGUCAUCGCGAGAGAUAUGUCUGAGCUCAGCCCGGACUGUCCUCGCAAUCGCCACACGUCUACUAAAGGUUUCACAGAUUAGAGAGCCAGUGCAAACCUUCAGCUCGCGAGCAAUCGGUUGCCGUCUAGGCUGUGUUAUCUGUCAUAUGUUCAUGGCGUGUACAAUAUUGGCACUUCACUCAGGAGGCGUCUCAAGUCGUGAGGGCUUAGCAGACGGCAAAGAGUCAUGGUUAGUAUCUGAUGCAUCAGCAGAGCUGCAUGCCGAGGUUGUACAAGCUUGCCGUGCUUUGGCAUUGGCCGGACAAGAAUCGGUGAUUGCUGCGCAGCUUGUUCAGAACCUGACGGGCGUUUUGCGUCGCUAUCGUGUCCAGGGGAUGGAUGACGCUGUCCCAUCAGAGGUAGAAGAUGACAGAGAGUCUGUCGACGCAGGACUCUCGACUGACGAUCCCGAAGCGGUUGCAACGGCUGGACUGAGGACUGUUUAUGAUGAUGGUGGCAGUGCUGAGAAAUCUAGUUUGGCUGGAGAAGACGUCCUCGGUCUUGACAGCCUAUGGAACGAUCUCCUUGGAGACGCCAACACAUUUGGAUGGGAUCAACUUUUUGCAGGACUCGACUCCUAUUGCGGCCCGACCUAG
Molecule: messenger RNA, 1188 nt
Organism: Colletotrichum costaricense
Lineage: Eukaryota; Fungi; Ascomycota; Sordariomycetes; Glomerellales; Glomerellaceae
Exons: 2
Coding region: 1-1188 (395 amino acids)
Source: RefSeq, a predicted model, not a curated record